UACCACAUCACGCUAUAGUUGUUUGACGUGGAUAGCUUAGUUUUUAUUCCAAAACACAAUGUGGAUUCAGCUCACCCUUUUUUGUCUGAUUGCAUUAUGUUGCUGUGAGAAUGGAGAUAAAUUCCUCGGAUCAGAAAAAUAUAGUAAGAAGGAUGCAAUUUUGUGGUACAUACUUCAAAAACUGCACCACGAUGAUAAAAGAAUAGACGAAAUACAGAAAUCGGUUCAUGAAAUACAGAAGAAUCCUAUUUUGGAUUCUGAAAAUCUACCAGAUAAGAAUAAGAAUGACGUGAACAACGGUUUCAAAAAACUUAUCAGUGAUAUUCGUACUAACAUUACACUUGUAAGGACCAAAUAUGAGAACGAUUCAAUUCGGAUGCAAAAACAAUUUGACCUGAUACAAGCAACACUAAGAAAGGAGACAGCUGCAAAUAAAGGCCAAGAUAAAACUAUAUCGGAUCUGGAAAAAGAGAUUCGAGAAUUAAAACACACCGUGAAUAAACAGCAUCCAUGGAUAAAAGAUGGGUAUAUGGGUUGUUUCAAAGAUGACGGGAACCGACAUUUGAAAUAUAGACUCGCACGUUUAAGUCACACAACGCUGUUGAUGUGCAAACAACACUGCCAUGGUUUCAAGUAUACUGGUUUGCAGGACCAAUCAGCUUGUCUUUGUGGGAAUACGCUUAUUAACCCUUCUUACCCACGUGUUCUAGACAGUGAAUGCAAUAUGCCCUGUCCAGGAGAAUCUUUCCGAAUGUGUGGAGCUGGAUAUAGAAACUCUAUCUACAGAGUUUGAUGUUGAUGUGAACAUAGAGAAGAGACAAGUUUUACAGAAUUAUUCUACUGCAGAAUUAAAUAAUAUAAUAAAUGUAUUGCA
Molecule: messenger RNA, 874 nt
Organism: Mytilus californianus (California mussel)
Lineage: Eukaryota; Metazoa; Mollusca; Bivalvia; Mytilida; Mytilidae
Product: xylosyltransferase oxt-like
Exons: 4
Coding region: 59-793 (244 amino acids)
Cellular component (GO): plasma membrane
Source: RefSeq, a predicted model, not a curated record